This is a messenger RNA of Coccomyxa subellipsoidea C-169, 882 nucleotides long. RefSeq lists its product as hypothetical. The transcript is spliced from 8 exons. The record is from RefSeq and is a predicted model, not a curated record. Lineage: Eukaryota; Viridiplantae; Chlorophyta; Trebouxiophyceae; Coccomyxaceae. The coding region runs from base 1 to 882 and encodes 293 amino acids.
AUGUGUGCAAAGGCGUGCAUUAUGUUCCCCAACACUGGCACUCUUGGCAAGCCCCAGGGAGCACCCAGCCACUCGUUGGAACAGUCUGGCCUGAUUGAGCGGCUGUUGGAGAUUGCUGCCAACAAAGUCAGCGCCUUUGGGGCCACAGAAGUCACCCUCACUCUGGAUGGCCUGGCUCGCUUGAAACAGCGGCCCUCCUCACUGCUCCUGGAUGCGCUUUCUAAGCAGGCUUGCACGCAUGCAGCAAGCUUGCAGCCCUCACAGGUGCCGCUUAUACUCUGGGCGUUUGCAAUGCUGAACUACAAUCCGCUAGUGGCAGUGCUCUCAGCCCUGGACCAGCAGGUGGAGCGGCUCAGCUCGCAGAUCACUGCCCAGGGCAUCUCCCUGGUGCUGUGGUCAUACCAGACAUGGCGGCAUCACCCAGAGGGCAGCACACUGGCAGCCCUGUCAGCAGCAAUCCGGCAGAGAGUCAUGAGCUUCAAGCCCAGCGAGCUUGCCACCUCCAUGGAUGCCUUCUCAGCUCUGGGCUUCCACCCUGGCAAUGAUGUUGUUCAGGCUGUGGCAUCGCGGGUGGGCUAUGUUGCUGCUCCUGCAGCGCUAGCAACAGAGGUGGUCAACCACCGGGCGAUGGAUGCAUGGUCUGUCGGCUUCCGCCGCGCAGCUGCAGACGUUGUCAACGCGAGCAGCGAAGGCGAGGCUGCCAAGGCACUGUAUGCAGCGGCGCGCACGUCUGCAAAGGAGACGGCCGCGGCCGUUUCGGCUUCCGGCCGCGCUGCAGCUGAGGGGGUGAAGCGCAGGGCGCAGCGCGCAAAGACUGCCCUGAGGGAGGCUGGCGAGGAUUUGGCGAGGGCACCAGCGCAGUCGCUCAGCAACCCCAGAUGA